This is a messenger RNA of Rangifer tarandus platyrhynchus (Svalbard reindeer), 990 nucleotides long. The record is from the annotation of a GenBank genome assembly. Lineage: Eukaryota; Metazoa; Chordata; Mammalia; Artiodactyla; Cervidae.
AUGGGGGCCACUGGCGACGUUGAGCAGCCGCGAGGACCCGGCGGGGCAGAGCGGGGUGGCCCCGAGCUGGGAGACGCCGGCGCAGCGGGGCAGCUGGUUCUCACGAACCCUUGGAACAUAAUGAUCAAGCACCGGCAGGUGCAGCGGAGGGGCCGUCGCUCACAGAUGACCACAAGUUUCACAGAUCCUGCCAUCUCCAUGGACCUCCUCCGAGCUGUCCUGCAGCCCAGCAUCAACGAGGAGAUCCAGACAGUCUUCAACAAGUACAUGAAGUUCUUCCAGAAGGCAGCACUGAACGUACGAGACAACGUUGGGGAAGAAGUGGAUGCUGAGCAGCUCAUCCAGGAGGCCUGUCGGAGCUGCCUGGAGCAGGCUAAACUACUGUUUUCAGAUGGAGAAAAAGUUAUACCCAGAUUGACUCAUGAGCUUCCAGGGAUAAAGCGUGGCCGGCAGGCAGAAGAGGAGUGUGCCCUCCGAGGAAGCCCCAUUCCCAAAAAGCGGAAGGGACGGCCUCCGGGACACAUCCUGUCAAACGACCGGUCCACCACAGGCAUGGUAUGGAAACCAAAAUCCUAUGAACCAAUUCGCCGGGAAGGCCCUAAGUGGGACCCAGCUCGGCUGAAUGAAUCUACCACCUUUGUGCUGGGAUCUCGAGCCAACAAGGCCCUGGGCAUGGGGGGCACCCGAGGGAGAAUCUACAUCAAGCACCCACACCUCUUUAAGUAUGCAGCUGACCCCCAGGACAAGCACUGGCUGGCCGAGCAGCAUCAUAUGCGGGCAACUGGGGGAAAGAUGGCCUACCUCCUCAUUGAGGAGGACAUCCGGGACCUCGCUGCCAGCGAUGACUACAGAGGAUGCCUGGACCUGAAGUUAGAGGAGCUGAAAUCCUUUGUCCUGCCCUCCUGGAUGGUUGAGAAGAUGCGGAAGUACAUGGAGACACUCCGGACAGAGAAUGAGCAUCGUGCUGUCGAAGCACCUCCACAGACCUGA